Molecule: messenger RNA, 987 nt
Organism: Oldenlandia corymbosa var. corymbosa
Lineage: Eukaryota; Viridiplantae; Streptophyta; Magnoliopsida; Gentianales; Rubiaceae
Source: the annotation of a GenBank genome assembly
AUGGAGAAUGUUGAUUAUAUGGAAGAUGAUGAUAUCGGUGGACCGAAUAUGGAGGAUGACGAUCACAUGGAAGAUGAUCACGUGGAAGAUGAUGAUAUCGGUGGACCGAAUAUGGAAGAUGACGAUCACAUGGAAGAUGAUCACGUGGAAGAUGAUGAAUUCGAUGAUGAGGACUACACAUCGAUAAGUGAACAAAGCGCUGAAGACCAAUCAAUUUCCGAAGGGAGUCGAGAGAGUGAUGAAGAGGUUGAAGACAAAUUCGCCAUAAAUGACAGGCACAUAUAUCGUUCACAGGGUAAAUGGGAUCAUAUAAAAGUGGACAAGGAUGAAUUUCAGCUUACUAUGUGGGAUCGGACAACCGCAACAAUCGGGAAAGGGACGUGUUUUAAGAACAAGAUCGAUGCAAAAAAAUGGUGGAAAUACUCAAAAUCCAAAUCGAAGGUCGUCGCUCAUUGUGUUGUUGGCUUCACGGAUCAGUUAUCUAGACUAAGGGAUGGUGAUUUUCUGUGGACUCUAUACACUCCCUUCAUCGACGUUCUCCCUGAUUUCUGUAAAGCAGGGACUCAUAUGUACCUUUGCAGGACGUGGAUCUUUUGUUGGGCCGUCAGAGAACCAUACGAGCCCAAUCAGGUCCUUCGUCAGUUUUGGUGUAAGCAAGCUAGGCCAGAGGCACCGUUAAUUCGUGACAGGGAUCGCUGGAAAGCAAUACACUACGGGGACUUAGCGACUGGAAAGGCAUAUGAUGAUUGGGUGCUAAAACAAAGCAAGGUACAACCUCAUUGGAAUGUGAGAGAAAAGAAAGUGGUCCCUCAUGAGUUGGUUGAUCCGGCUCUUGGUCCUCAGUGCACAGUAGAUUACAUGCCGUGGUUUCAAAGGAGGACUGUCAGAUUUAUCACUGAUCCCACCCAAUACGGCACUUUGGCACAGGGUUAUCACUGGACUUCAUCCCGAGAGAGAUUUUAUAUAAGAUUUAUGUCGUUGUUUUAA